AUGUGGACUGGGAAUUGGUGGUGGAGGACUCAGACUCAGCUUCCAUCUGGUGUGACUAUCAUACCUAUUAUCUUAUCAAGCAACAAGACUCUCCUCACUCAACAUAGUGGGGAUUGGUAUGGAUAUCCCUUGUAUAUCUCCAUUGAAAACCUCCCAAAAGCAGUCCGAAAGUGCCCCUCUCAGCAGGGCACCAUUCUACUUGCCUAUCUUCCCACAGACAAGUUUGAGGGAAUGGGUCUCAGCAAAGAGGCAGCCAAGCUUGCCCAUCAUGGCCUCUAUCACCAAAGCCUAUCUCACAUUCUCAAAGACAUCGUUCUUCCUGGGAGAGAGGGCAUUACCAUGACUACUGCUGAUGGUGUGGUUAGACUCUGCUUCCCAAUCCUUGGGGCUUGCAUGUGCAAUUAUCCUCCAGAACAAUGUCUCCUAACCUGCACUCAAUAUCUUUGA
Messenger RNA from Dacryopinax primogenitus, 447 nucleotides. RefSeq lists its product as uncharacterized. Lineage: Eukaryota; Fungi; Basidiomycota; Dacrymycetes; Dacrymycetales; Dacrymycetaceae. Bases 1 to 447 code for a protein of 148 amino acids. The record is from RefSeq and is a predicted model, not a curated record. The transcript is spliced from 2 exons.